AUGGCCAGCAGCAAAGCAACCUCUAGCUACGAGGAGAUGAUGAAAAUGGUCCUCGAGGCCCGUGAGCGUACCGGCAAGGAUGCCGAAACCACCCCCUCCCACUCUUCCAGGACUAAGAAGCGCCUACAAUCCCUGCAAGUGCAGUCCGAAGGCAGCGUGUCCUCACCACAGGCGAAGAACCAGAACGCCAGCCAGAAUUUUGCAGAGGAACUCGUGCCACGGCGCCGGCCGGCCGGCGAGGACCGUCUUUUGCCUACAUUCCAACGUGAGGACGCCAUGGUUGGGCCGCGGCCCCGUGCGGUCGGGGGUGAGUAUGGACGCGCGCCGCUGGUGGUAGACGAGCUGGAUAUGGAGGAGUGCACCCCGCGCAUCCUGGUUCCGAGAAAACACGUCCCGUUGCUUGACGAAGACGUCAUGUCACCCCGCACCGAGGUCGAAGGGGCGCCGAGCGACGCGUCCAUCGACGAGCAUCAUCUCCAGGAAUCGCCGUAUGUUGAAACACCCAUGGUUCUCCUGAGUCCAGCAGAAGAGACGUUGGGAUCCGGCAGCGGCUGGCUGGUUGUGGAUUACUAUGACGAGGACGCUCAGGUUCUGCGCUCUCCGUCAAGGACGCUGAGAGUUGGGAGCUGGGAACACGAGGAGGCUUUCGAGAGGGUUUGA
Neoarthrinium moseri is the source of this 660-nucleotide messenger RNA. RefSeq lists its product as uncharacterized. Lineage: Eukaryota; Fungi; Ascomycota; Sordariomycetes; Amphisphaeriales; Apiosporaceae. Bases 1 to 660 code for a protein of 219 amino acids. The transcript has a single exon. The record is from RefSeq and is a predicted model, not a curated record.